AUGGUUACGGAGAAGAUACUCCUGCUGGCGGACGACUUAGAUAUCGUCAUCGUCGCACAGGACGAUGCAGAGAUGUGCUCCCUCCAAGCGGCCCGACUCCUCCACGCAAACCUGUGCUCACAACGACGGAAGGCCAGCAAGGCGGGGCUCGAGCUGCUGUCCCAGAUCGAGGAGAACAUCGCUCAUUACGAGCACGAGAUCAACGAGCUCCAUGCAGCAGCCACGCGCCUGCACGCUCUGCAGGAGGAGAGGGACUCGCUCACGUUCCUGCAGGUUCACCUGAAGGAGACAAACCGGAGAGACGCUCAGAAGGAAGCUCCACACUCAUCUUUCAGCAAAAAAGACAUCGCCGUGAUCAGCGCCCUGCAGGGAGCUGGGGUCAACCUGCUGGCAUUCAUGUAUGGACGCUCACCGACUGUGGACCUCAACUCGGCCUGCAACAAACUCCAGAUUUCCUCGGACCUCAGGACAGUGACGUGGACCGCUGUCUCCCAGGGUCGCCCCGAUCACCCAUACCGCUUUGAUUACUGGGACCAAGCCCUGUGCUCCGAGAGCUUCUCGUCGGGUCAGCACUACUGGGAGGUGGACGUGGAGAAUGUGGCGGAUUUCUGUCAGCUGCUGCGAUAG
Molecule: messenger RNA, 627 nt
Organism: Lethenteron reissneri (Far Eastern brook lamprey)
Lineage: Eukaryota; Metazoa; Chordata; Hyperoartia; Petromyzontiformes; Petromyzontidae
Product: butyrophilin subfamily 2 member A2-like
Source: RefSeq, a predicted model, not a curated record